UAGUAUGUAAUGGGAGGCCAACUUGUCUCCAAACACCAACAUUUUCAUACAACGUUGUAUAUGUAUAUAUAUAUUAUAUAUAUAUAUAUAGUUUGCUAGUGGCAGCGUUUAGAUGCAACAGAAGCGGGAUUGAGCAGCAGCCAUAGAAGCAGAGGAGCGAUGGGGAUUUUAGUCAAAAUUGUGAUGAUGCCCUGCGGAGAAUAUUUUGGAAGGAAAUGGAAUUUACUAGACAUAGUCACCGCAGCUGUGUUUCUCACUAUGCAUUGCCUUUGUGCGAUGGCGCCGUUUCAUUUCACCUGGCCUGCGUUUUGGCUGGCCUUUGCUCUCUAUGUUGUGACGGGGGUAGGAGUUACUCUGUCUUUCCACAGAAAUCUUGCUCACAGGAGCUUUCGUAUUCCGAAAUGGCUCGAGUACUUGUUUGCCUAUUUCGGGGUUCUCUCACUUCAGGGAAGUCCAAUAGAGUGGGUGAGCUCACACAGAUAUCACCAUCAGUUUACUGAUACUGUGAAAGAUGUUCAUAGCCCUCUUCAAGGUUUUUGGUUUAGUCACAUGGGUUGGAUCCUCGAUAGCGGCUCUCGGUUUGGAAAUGUAACAAAAAAUACACCCAACUCUCUCUCUCUCUCUCUCUCUUUCUCUCUCUUAAAUACAUUUACAUACACCACCACAGUGCACUCAUUUUGUUCAACUCUUCAAUGGAAAUUGUUGCAGUAUGGAGGACUGAAGAACGUUGAAGAUUUGAAAAGGCAAGCCUUCUAUAGGUUUCUUCAUCAUACUUUUCUUUUGCAUUCUUUUCUACUUGGAGCUUUACUCUAUGCCGUCGGUGGAUUGCCCUUCUUGACAUGGGGAGUGGGGGUGAGGAUGGUAUGUCUUUUCCACAGUACUAUGCUAGUAAAUUCGGCUGGCCACAUUUGGGGACAACAAGUAUAUCACACUGGUGAUACGUCCAGGAACAACUGGUGGUUAGGAUUGCUUACAUUUGGAGAAGGAUGGCACAAUAAUCACCAUGCUUUUGAUUACUCAGCUCGACAAGGUUUUGAAUGGUGGCAAAUUGAUGUCACUUGGUAUGUAAUAAGAUUUCUUGAAGCAAUUGGAUUGGCAACAGAUGUGAAAACUCCAACUGAGGCACAGAAGGAAAGAAAAGCUUUACACCACAAAACCAUGGCUACUCAGAAUUAAGCUUCAAAGCAAAUUCCUAUUCGCCAUAAACAGAAACAGAAGUUUGAUGUGCUUCUUAGUAUUCAAAUGGUUUGUGUACCGAGUUCAGAUCUCAAAUUAUGUGGGGGCAGAUACCACUCACGAUCGCAUAUAUAUAAUUACUAAGUUGAAUUGAAUGAUU
Messenger RNA from Prunus avium (sweet cherry), 1336 nucleotides. The record is from RefSeq and is a predicted model, not a curated record. Lineage: Eukaryota; Viridiplantae; Streptophyta; Magnoliopsida; Rosales; Rosaceae.